AUUACAAUGAGAUAUGAUGCACACACAUAUCCGUCUCGAUCCGACGCAUGAAUCACGCACCCGUGCCACUGUCCCCCUCUAUCCCUUCCCUCCCUCAUGCCAGCUUGUAUGCCUCCAGCUCAUCAAUGUCGAAGUGCCAUCCCUUCACUGACACAGGCAGGAGCACUCGGUCAUCGUCAUCACUGUAGUCGCUGAGCCUGACAUCCGGCCACUCCCACUGGCGCCACUCGUCGGGCUGCUCGUCCUCCAGCAUGGCUCCUUGGCACCGCUGCAUGGUCUCGUCGCUGGCUGCUGCUGGGGCGCCGAUCUGGGCGGCCUGACGGAUACCGAAGCUGAAGCAUGCCGUGUGGAGGACGGCCGUCAGCUCAGACUCAGCCGAUGAGAAAUCGAUGAACUCGGUGACUCUCUCCUGCACACACGGAGAGAGAGACCAUUGGCUACCAUGACUCCCUUGCUCAUUCAGGUGGGUACCCACCUGUGUGCCCGCGAUGCAGAUGAUGUCGUGCUGGCCGAUGUAGCCCACGUGUGGGUGGCUGUCUGUCCCCUGCAGCUUGAAGCCGAAGGCUCUCGUGUCGGGGCGGCUCUUGGCCGUGCCGGUGACCUCGAUGGGCCCCUCGAUGAUGACGGCGAAGAGCUCAUUGCUGCCGGCCACCUUGGAGAUGAGCAGCAGGGGGGAGUGGCCCUUGACGGCAUCGAAGAAAUCCAACCACCUCCAACCAUUCACAGUCGCCCUGACACGACACACACACGCAUCAAGACACAGAGGCAUGGUGAGAGAGUGCCGGCAUGCUCACAUCUGUCUGGCCUGCCCUUCUCACUUGUAUAUGCGCAUGACCGGGUCGCCCACACACGACGGGAUCUGUGCCGGUGCGGGCAGCCAACCGUCACACCACUGCCGCAUCUUGAGCAGGUGCUCGGUGGUCAGCAGGCCGUCAGCCGGUCCCAAAUGGCGAUCGCUAUCCAAACCGUACCUGACACACACAACACACACACCCACGGAGAGAGAGAGAGAGAGAGAGAGCAGCCGUCGGGUCAUUGUGUGGUGAGCACUCUUUUCGCUGUUACAUGGUGAGUGCGUGUCGGUAUUUGUUGAUGGCCAGAUCACCCAUCGCCCCCCGCACGUCAGCCGCUGUGAUGGUUGCCCCCUUCAUGUGGGCACGAGAUACGACAUCGACAAUGCGCCGGACAUGCUCGAUGGGCGCACGAACGGUAGGGCCGUACCUGACACGACAGACAGACAGACAGACAGACAGGGGAUACAAGCGAGCUCUCAAAAGGCCCAAGUCUGUGCAGGCGCACCUGAUGAAUCUGUUGGCAAAGGUAGAGUCGUCGCCCAGCGAUUUCGCUACACCUAUCGUCACCGUCACCGUGGAUCCCGACACACUCGCUGACACCAACUGAAGAGGGCAACCACAACCACAAUAUGCAGUCAGUGCAUCUCCUCUGAUCCCCUUCCCUCACUGUGUCCAGCUCACCGUAUCGUCCUCCACAUUGCCCGUCUUGAGUAGUGGCUUGAUGGCAUCCAGCCGCUGCUCAUGUGCGGCCUUCUCCUCCAGCGCCUUCUUCGUCAGCCUGUGCAGCUCCGCCGUCAGCCUCAGCUGAGCCGCGGCGGGCUGCCCGGCAUCCUGCUGCUGGUCCGUGGCUGGGUCGGCAGCGGGGAGGAAGGCGUCGCCACCGGGCCGCCGCUUGUGUGAGGGGUCCCACAACAGCAGCUCAACCCAGUACCUGACGACACACAUCAUCGGCUGCAUUGGACCGUCACGUGUGUGUGGUGGGCCUGGUGCUCACGUGAAUGGCGUGUCGUGUUGCUUGGCCGGGGGGAUUGCAAUGUUGUCCACCUGCUCCUCCUCAUACAUAAUCAGAUUCAUCACCAGCCUGCAUCCCGCCCAACACACACGCACACACACAACACACACGUGUGUGUGAGAGAGAUGACAUGAUGAAUGAAUCCAUCACUGAGCCCUCCUGACUUGACCAGGUGAAUGCAGGUGGCCAGAUCGGCAAAAAAUGCGAUCGUUCUCGUCAUGGAUAAACGCAGCGUCAAAUUUGCCACCGAAGAGGGUGGCGAGCACCGAGUUCUUGACCGCACAGAGAGUCGAUCGCUGGACCCGCACCUGCUCGCCGCUCACAUUCAACUCCAACACAUCCUUCAUCAACUCUUCCUGCACACUACAACACACACAAACACACGCGCGAUGAAUGCAUGUCCUCGACUGCCUUUCCGCUUUCUGGUCCAUCUCGCUCACCAUUGGUUUGUUUGGCGCUGCAGCAGACCCGCCCAAGGCUCUUUGGCGCUCCUCCAGCUCCUCCAGCAUGGCUUGCAGCGCGUCGGUGACGCUUCGGCUGUACUGGAUGGACUGAUGCAGCGCGCCGAGGGAGGCGCUCUCACCAACAGCGCCGCCAUCAGGACACCUGCGUUUCUCGCCAACUGCUGCAGCAGCAGCUGAUGCAGCCAUCUAUCGCAGGAGAAAUCACAAUGCCCUACAGUGACAAUGCCAAUGCAUUCAUCGCAUUUCUCC
This is a messenger RNA of Vitrella brassicaformis, 2519 nucleotides long. Lineage: Eukaryota; Vitrellaceae. The record is from the annotation of a GenBank genome assembly.